Molecule: messenger RNA, 840 nt
Organism: Penicillium pulvis
Lineage: Eukaryota; Fungi; Ascomycota; Eurotiomycetes; Eurotiales; Aspergillaceae
Exons: 2
Coding region: 1-840 (279 amino acids)
Source: RefSeq, a predicted model, not a curated record
AUGUCAACAAACGGAUACACAAAUUGUGUAGAGGGGACAUUCUACGGCUUCACCAACACCGAAAACAACGAAUUUUACCCGGGCGAAUCCUUGAAUCUGCAGUGGGGGUCCAUCGAAGAUGGAGAACUCCCCUUGAAUAUUACUUUGGGCCGACCAGGAGGAGGUUUAGUGGACCAGAUCGUCGUGGAUGCGACCUUCUCCACCACCAGCACCCUGUACCAAAUCGUCUCAAAUACCACCGCAAACUGCACUCUGGAGCAAUAUAGCUGGGCCAUACCUUCCGACUUCAAUACCAGUAGCCCGGAGUAUCAGAUCGGCUUGUUUGAUGGCUCGGCCCUUCGUGGAGAUAAUAAUAAUGGAUGGAGGGCCUGGAGCCCGGAUUUCUAUAUCCGAGAUAAAUCCGACGCGGUCUCAGCAUCGAAGACGGCUUCUGUUAGUGGGUUAUUGACUGCGACCGCGCAAACUAGUCCAACGGCUGCUACAACUUCAUCAUCCACCUCUACCUCCUCCAGCCAUAGCUCCUCAAAUUCAACGGCGAUCGGUGUCGGUGUCGGGGUGGGUGUUGGCGUUGCAGCGCUCAUUGCAUUAGGCCUUUUCUGGUUUCUCUGGCGGAGGCGAAAGUAUAAUGCUUUGAACCAAGAUCAUCAAGAUCAUUCGGAUGUUGCGGAAAUGUCCGGCAGGGAUCGAUCUGAGCUUCCGGGGGCUAUACCGAUGACGGACAGGAAAACAACGGAACUGCCUGCUCAAGACCAUGUGGUGGCAUACGAAGCUCAGGAAUUGGAAAGUGGACCAGGUGGACAUGGAGGCGCAAAGGUGAAGCCUAUACAUGAGAUGGAGUAA